This is a messenger RNA of Labrus mixtus (cuckoo wrasse), 2997 nucleotides long. Its product is annotated as zinc finger protein ZFP2-like. The record is from RefSeq and is a predicted model, not a curated record. The transcript has 2 exons. Bases 389 to 2602 code for a protein of 737 amino acids. Lineage: Eukaryota; Metazoa; Chordata; Actinopteri; Labriformes; Labridae. Gene Ontology annotation, cellular component: nucleus. Gene Ontology annotation, molecular function: DNA-binding transcription factor activity, RNA polymerase II-specific; RNA polymerase II transcription regulatory region sequence-specific DNA binding. Gene Ontology annotation, biological process: regulation of transcription by RNA polymerase II.
GUUUGUAGUUUCCGGGUUUUGUCAGUUAGCAUGUGUGUCUGUGCUAACGUUGUAGAUUCUCAGAGUAAUGUUAUAAAGACGUCAGUGUUGAGUUCUUCUUCUGUGACUCUUGGAUGUGUGUCAGAUGUCCGGGUUUCAGGAUCUUAAAGAUUUCUUCAGACGGCGGCUGCUCGCUGCGGUUAUCAGAGAUAUAUCAGAAACAACAACAUGUGGAUACGAAGAGGAGCUCCACCGACAAAGAAAAGUGCUGGAUGUGAUUUUAACACCUGAAAUCAAGCUGCAGAGAGCAGACGUCCAGCAGCUGCUGUUGAGUUAAGAGCUUCCACCUGUGCAGCAGGAGCCGCAGUGUGGAGUCAUCCAAGAGGAACAGGAGGAGGCUGAUACCACCAUGUUCCCCUUCACUCCUGUCUCUGUGAAGAGUGAAGAUGAUGAAGAGAAACCUCAGUCCUCACAGCUUCAUCAGAGACAAACUGAACUGAUGGAAACAGGAGUUGAUCGAGAGGACUGUGGAGGAGUAGAACCAGAGAGGUACUCAGAUCCAGAGAGACGUUUACAACCAGAGACUGAAGACUCUUCUGAACCAGAGACUGAAGACAGUGAUGAUUGGGAGGAAUCCAAAGAACAUCAGUCAGGUUUAGACUAUGUGAGAAAUUAUGUUGUCUCCCAGAGUGCAGGAAUGUUUGAAUCUGAUAGAAAACAAGUCUUCAUCUCUGACUCUGAUCAAAUCUUGUACAACAAUCACACAGGAGGGAAACAUUUCAGUGCCUCAGGAUGUAAGAACCAGUUAACAGAAACAGGAAUUUUAGGUGACACGUCAGUCCACAAAGAUGAACACAUAGGGGCAAAGCAGAAGGACCCAAAGGCCCCACUUGUGAAGGAGGAACAGGAGGAAGUAUGGAUCAGUCAUGCUAACACCAUCAAGUUCCCAUUUUAUCCUGUCUCUGUGAAGAGUGAAGAUGAAGAAGAGAAACCUCAGUCCUCACAGCUUCAUCAGAGACAAACUGAACAGAUGGAAACAGGAGUUGAUGGAGAGGACUGUGGAGGAGCAGAACCAGAGAGGGACUCAGAUCCAGAGAGACGUUUACAACCAGAGACUGAGGUCAAGACUGAAGACACUUGUGAAACUGAUGACAGUGCUGACAGUGAUUUUUGGAAAGAGACAAGAGAACGCCGGCUACGUCUAAACUCUGUGGAAAACACCCAAGAUAAGAAGAAAUCACAUAACUGCUCUGAGUGUGGUAAAACAUUCAAUGUGAAACAGAACCUGACACAUCACUUGAUAAUUCACACAGGAGAGAAACCUUUCAGCUGCUCUGAGUGCAGUAAACGAUUUAACCACAAGUCUUAUCUGAAACUCCACAUGGCACAUCACAGGGGAGAGAAACCCUUCAGCUGCACUGUCUGUGACCAAAGUUUCUCUUGGUAUUAUCAGUUAAAAAAACACAAGUGUUUUAGAGCUCAGACUUCAGAGCCUGAUCAAAACCAAACUGAAGAGAAAAGAGAGACAGAAACAGGAGUUGAUGGAGAGGACUGUGGAGGAGCAGAACCAGAGAGGGACUCAGAUUCAGAGAGACAUUUACAACCAGAGAUUGAGGUCAAGACUGAAGAGUCUUCUAAAACUGGUACAAAAGACAGAGAUAGUGAUUGGAAGGAGACCAGAGAACACGAGUCAGGUUUAAUUUCUGUGAAAACCACAAGAAUAAAAAGACCAAAGACUGAUAAGAAAUCACAUAGCUGCUCUGAGUGUGGUAGAAAAUUCAAAAAGAAACCAGAUCUGACUAGACACAUUAGAAUUCACACUGGAGAGAAACCCUUCAGCUGCUCUGUGUGCAGAAAAAGAUUUAACCUGAAAAGGCAUCUGAGCUCACACAUGCUGGUUCACACAGGAGAGAAACCUUUCAGCUGCUCUGUUUGCAGUAAAAGAUUUAACCACAAGUCUAGUCUGAAACUUCAUAUGGUACACCACGAAGGAGAGAAACCCUUCAGCUGCACUUUGUGCAGUAAAAGAUUCAACCAAAAAGGGCAUCUAAAUUCACACAUGUUAGUUCACACAAGAGAGAAACCCUUCAGCUGCUCUCUUUGCAGUAAACGAUUUAACCAUAAGUCUGGUCUGGCAGUUCACAUGGCACACCACAAAGGAGAGAAACCCUUCAGCUGCUCUUUGUGCAGUAAAAGAUUCAACCAAAAGGGGCAUCUGACCUCACACAUGUUGGUUCACACAGGAGAGAAACCCUUCAGCUGCUCUCUUUGCAGUAAAAGAUUUAGUCAUAAAGGAAAUCUGAGCUCACACAUGUUGAUUCACACAGGAGAGAAACCCUUCAGCUGCUCUGUUUGCAGUAAAAGAUUUACCCUUAAUUCAUAUCUGAUACUUCACAUGGCACACCACAGAGGAGAGAAACCCUACAGCUGCAGUGUCUGUGAAAAAAGUUUCCCUUGGCGCUAUCAGCUAAAAAAACACAAGUGUGUGGGAGAUCCGUAUCCAGAGUGUCAAAAAAUUAAAACUGAGUUUGACCGAGAGGACUGUGGAGGAGCAGAACCAGAGAGUGACUCAGAUCCAGAGAGACAUUUACAACCAGAGACUGAGGUCAAGACUGAAGACUGAAUUGUAGAACAUCUUUAUAGAUCUCAACAGUGACCGCCCUCUUUUUUCGACAGAUUUGGCUCCAGAAGUAAAUUUCCCUGUUCAAAUGUUUUGUAAUUUCACAAAAUCCUUAUAUCAAGAGAUAGAAACCUGUAACCAUGACAACCAGCUUCCCCCAGCUAGCUGAUUCAGCGCUCUAAAAAGGCAAAGGUACAAGACUGUGUACAUUUUUUUUUUUGAGUCAUCGAACUUCCCAUCCCACAAUCCACAAACCCUCUUCUUCUUAAAUGUGACUUUAGUCAUUGUUUUAGUGUUUAUACUGUUAAUGCGAGUGUUGUUGAAUAUAUAAAUUACAUUCACUGAUGCACAACAAGGUUAUUAGUACAUUUACUGUUAGCCAAGUACUAGCUAGCGAA